Molecule: messenger RNA, 549 nt
Organism: Elgaria multicarinata webbii
Lineage: Eukaryota; Metazoa; Chordata; Lepidosauria; Squamata; Anguidae
Product: persephin-like
Exons: 2
Coding region: 1-549 (182 amino acids)
Molecular function (GO): growth factor activity; receptor tyrosine kinase binding; glial cell-derived neurotrophic factor receptor binding
Source: RefSeq, a predicted model, not a curated record
AUGGGUGCCCCUCUGCUCCUCUGCAGCCUCUUUCUCAUCCUGCUGAUCCACACUGUUCCUUCCCAGCCCAAUGAAGGCAAGGUCAGGGAGGCGCUGCGGACACGACUAGAAACACGGACCUCCAAAGGAGCAUCGGCGAAUGCUACGGGCCUCCAGAACAAGCCGAUAAAACUCCGAGCCAAAUCAAUUCCCAGCCCAGCCAGGAGUCGGCAAAAGCAACACACUCUGGAGAGGCGUCAGGAGCAACAGUGCCAACUACGAAGCCUGGUGCUUCCCGUCACGGGCUUGGGCUUGGGCUACAACGCUGAGGAGGUCAUCCGCUUCCAGUACUGCAGCGGGAGGUGCCCCGUAGCCCGCAGGAGCUGCCCUUACCCCCGCAGGAACUAUGACCUGGCGCUCUUAUUUUUGCUGCGGAAUAGCAAGGUCCCAGCCUUAGGGGAACGCUGCUGUCGUCCAGUACAGUUCAACGAAGUGGCCUUUAUGGAUGACAGCCAAAAGUGGCGAGUGGUGGAGGAGCUCGUGGCCAACGCCUGUGACUGUGUGGGCUGA